Messenger RNA from Porites evermanni, 4323 nucleotides. Lineage: Eukaryota; Metazoa; Cnidaria; Anthozoa; Scleractinia; Poritidae. The record is from the annotation of a GenBank genome assembly.
UUUCUGACUAUUUUCUUUCUUGACAAUUGCCAAUCUUUAGGUGUCGGAGGUACUAACUUUGGGAAAGUUUUCGUGUCUCCUUUUGGACGCGACGCGAAUAACUGUGGCGCUGAGGUUCGUCCCUGCCAAACCAUUGCUCAGGCUGUGCGCCAAGUAACCUGGGGAGGAGUUAUCUAUCUCAAUGGGAGUGGGUCCGAGAAUUUACCCUUCAACUGUAGCCUUUCCGGCAUUCACCUUAACAAAAGUAUCAGCAUUACUGGGUUUCUAUCGCCAAAAGUUAAUUGCAUCGGAGGACUUUACUUCCAGAAGGCACAUAAUCAGCCGCAGAUACAUGUGAAACUUUCAGAAAUCAUUUUCUGGCAAACAUCACUAUUUUUCCAAGACUGUCAAAAGAUAACAAUUGUUAACUGUACUUUCCGUGAAGCUACUGUAGCUAUAAACGUUCAGUUGCAAAACCUUACAACAUUCUACCUAGAUAUCUCCAGAGACUCCCUAUUCCACAACAAUUCUCUAUGCAUCGAUCUUCUUUUCCUCGAAAAUGUCAUGAGCAGAGAACGGCAAAUUACAGUCAAUAUCAACGAUGUGCGUUUUGAAAGAAAUGGAUUUCAUGUUGGACCACACCGCGGCAUUCACAGGGGAGGUCUGAGGUUUACAUCAAAAGAGCGGAGCGGUACAUUCUUAGAGCAAAUAAAUGUCUCUUGUAACAACGUAAAGUAUGUGGAUAGCAAUGGUUCUUUCGUGGACAUUUACGUCGCAAAUGCUAGUACAAAAGAGAUAUAUACAAAUGUGGAACUGGCUUCAAACGAUCGCACUCCGUACUCUUUGUACUUCUCAAACGCAAAACAGCUACAUGUACAAUUUAUUCGGUUGCAAUGCCUUUUCAAUCCUUCUACUCGGUGUAUCAGAAUCCAGUCUAACAAGGCAGAAGUCAAAAUUUACGAUUCGUCGUUCUACAAAAUUUUCCAGGCGUUGUGGUUUGACUCUAAAAUAAACGCGUCCCUAAAAAUUUUUAAUUCCUCGUUUAUAUACAAUAUUGCAAGGUUCGGCGGCUCACUCCUUGCAACAAGUCGUCGAGGACAUAUGACAAUCAACAUUACUAAUGUUAUCUUCCGUCACUGUAAGGCGAGAUAUGGUUGCGUAAUGGCGAUAGGAAAGCCAAGCAUGGGAAAAGGGCAAAGAUACAAAGAAGAGUCGAUUCCAGAUGAAUUAUACUUCACCCUGAAAAAAGUGACAGUGGAACAGUGGUAUGGGAAAAGUUCCAAAUGCACAGCGAUACAUGUUUUACACAAAGGUGGAACCGUGAUCAUAGAAGACUCAAGAUUCAACAAAAAGACACAUACAUCCGUUGACGGUGCUGUAGAUGUGAUGACGGCAGGAGGAAAAUCUAACAUCACAAUUUCAAAUUGCUCAUUCGUAGACAAGAGCAUAACAAAACGAAAGGGAAUUGCCUUAAAAAUAGCGUCAUGGAAUGGAAACGCAGGAACUGUAGCAGUUUUAAACAGCCUUUUCAUAAGCAGCGAAAAGAAACAGACUGCCAUGUUUCUUAAUGCCAAACACCACUUAAAAGUGAUCAAUUCAACAAUGAUGUCAUUUCGCUACGGAUUUAAAGUAUUUUCAUCCAAUACCAAAAACAGUACAUUUCCUAUUGAUAUCUACGUCGACAAGUGCACUUUUAUGAACAACGCCCACGACAUGUUGUUGACCUUAUAUAAUCCAACCUCCGUUCAGGUGACCAUUCAGAACACACUUUUCACCAGUAAUGAAACAAUUCUGCAGAACAGUUAUGCGAUUCGCCUUAACAUUCCGCCGCUAAACAAUGUCACUUGUUCCAAUGCAGUUAUAGAGCUAGUCAACGACACUUUUGAGUCCGCGGCGGCGAGCAACAUUGUACUGUUCUUUAAAGGAGAAAAAAGCGUGAAUAUAAGGCACUGUAUAUUUCGUAACUGUACUUAUGCCUACCCCGAAGUACAGAAGUGGAGCAUAACGGAAAAUGAUGAAAAUGAAUUUUAUGAGACAGGUUCUGGGGCCAUUUCCAUUUUAACUUUACCAGAUAAACCUAAAAGGAAUGGAUGCCUUCGCUCAAACACUAUUCGCGAUAUCCAUCCUUUGUGGCAUUACGAAAGUCACAUAACAUUCGAAGAUACUGUCUUUGAACAGAACUUGGGCCUGAUUGUUGGUGGUAUCCACAUAAGUAAUGGAUACACUACAUUUAAGAGAUGUGUUUUUCAAGACAAUUUUGCCCUGCAACAGAGCGGACACAUCUAUUCCGCUUAUGGAACUGGCCAAGUGGACUUGCAAGACUGUAUAUUCUCAAGGACUGUAGAAAGCAUACCAGGACCUAAUCGUUCUAGCUAUAUAAAGGCCAACUUCCUGUAUUCUGAAAGUGGAGGACCUGUAAAUCUUAAGAACACAUCCAUGAUUUCCGUAGUCCCUGCAAAGGAUGGCUAUCGGAUGCUUGAUAUUUCAAGUGGAGGUUACUUUUACAUGGAUGAAAACUCCACCAUCCAGUGCAGCAUAGGCAGUAAGCUCCUAUUCGAAGAUGCUACACAUAUUGUAUAUACGGAGAAAAGCGACGGAUCUUGCGUAAUAAAUAAUACUGUUCUGAGGUACUCUUGCCAGUCAUGCUCUCCAGGCUACUACAGCCUUCAGAAAGGAACUUCGCGAGGUUUACUUCUUAAUUCUACGGUAAGUUGUCUUAAGUGUCCUUUCGGUGCCAGCUGUGUUAAACGGAAUAUAGCUGCAAAACCAAAUUUCUGGGGCUCCCAAACGUCCAAUGCUCAAAAGCCCCUCCAAUUUAUUGCGUGUCCAGAACAUUACUGUCAACGUCCAUUACCUGAUUCAAGAGACUUCAACCGUUGUUAUGGAAGACGAAAUGGUACUCUUUGUGGAAGGUGCGCUGAGGGAUUCACAGAAUCUCUAUUUUCAACCGAAUGCUCGAAGACUGCAGAAUGUAACCAUUACUGGUUUUGGGUUAUGACAAUAACCUAUACGCUAGGACUAGCGCUUUAUCUUUUGAUUAAACCACCCAUUCUGAGUUUUCUUGGACACCAAAUCCUGUGGUAUAGAAGACAGGAGAAUCAAGUCAGAAGUGACAGUCAUGAAGACUCGGAGAGCGGUUUCCUCGAAAUAACUUUUUAUUUUUACCAAGUUGCCGAGCUCCUGAUGAGAACAUCCAUGGAAAGUCGGCUUAAACUUAUACCCUUUCUUGACUUCGUGAUUUCCGCUUUUAACUUUCAAGUGACAACCGUCAACGACAACAUCGGUUGCCCUUUUCCAGGUCUUACGGCUGUAACAAAAGAGGUUUUCCUAUCUGGAACAGUUUUCUUGACAAUGGCCAACGUUUUCGUUGUGUAUUGUGUCCACGUGUGCACCAACUUCUUGAGGAAAAAGGAAAAGCCAAGGUUUACACACUACAUGGCCGUUGUAUUGGAAAUAUUAUUGUUAGGGUAUGAGAGUUUGGCAGAAAUGUCUCUGAAAUUGAUGCAUUGUGUUUCCAUUGGAUCUGGAAAACGGCUGUUUAUCGACGGAAACGUCCCAUGCCUACAGUGGUGGCAGUAUAUCCUGCUGGUUUAUAUUGCAGUGUUUGUGGUGCCUUUUACCUUGGUUAUCUACUGGGGUUCUUCGAAGCUUUAUAAAUCCUCCAUUAAGUCAAACGAAUUUCUUGCCGCUUGCGUACUUCCAUUGCCGUUUCUGAUUCACUGGUUUUUCCAGGACAUUUGUAAGAGAAGAGUUACGGGCUAUUUCACCAGAAAUCGAGAAGCCAACAAAGAUGUUCUGGAGGUACUCCACGGUCCAUUUCGUUCUCCAAGCGAUGACAACAAAGGAGCAAUUUACUGGGUAAGUGUUCUGAUUGGACGAAGGCUUGUUCUUCUUACCUGUCACACGUUUAUAGUUGACCCAAUGUUACGAGGUGUCUGCAUUACAAGCGCAUGUUUCAUAAUGACAAUUCACCACAUUUUCAUGAAUCCUUACCGAGAUCCAAUGGCUAAUAAAGCUGAAACGCUAUCACUUGCUGUUUUGACCCUUAUUGCCGCAAUCAAUCUACCGGGAGAAGCCCUCUUUUCAUUUGGCAUUGAUAUGAACACCGAUCCGCCAAAUAAAUCUUAUUUAGAGGCAGUGAAGUGGAUUGAGGUUGGCGCCUUGGCAUUUAUCCCAGCGUUUGUAUCCCUGUUGGUGACGUUCGCAUUCCUGUCCCAGUUGACAAGAUUUGGAGUGUUUUUAUCCAAGUAUAUUCGAACUGCCUAUCAGUAUCGAGCAUCUGAAUGGAUAAUCGAGGAAAACAGUCUCCUAACGGAUAUGGGAGAGCCAAACACUCAUAUAUAG